UUACCAGUCCAGCGGUGCUCACUGCUUACCCUGAUCGGAAGGACCCUGACAAAACUUCAGUACUUCAGUACCAGUCGUCUGCAGUGCAUCCAGCGCGCAGAUUACAUAUGUCGAAAUAUGCCGUCCUACGUGAUUACUGGAGCAGCUCGUGGUAUAGGGUUUGAGUUCGUCCGCCAGCUUAGCGUACAACCCGAUAAUGUCGUGUUCGGCUUGGUGCGCAACAAGAGCACGGCCACAAAGCUGCUCGAGCUCGCGGAUGGCUCGUCCAAUGUUCACGUCCUGCAAGCGGACAUCGCAGAUGCGCAGGCACUGAAGGAAGCUGCAACUGAGGUUGCAAAGAUCACCGACGGUACCCUAGACUGUUUGAUCAACAAUGCUGCGUUCCUCGAGAUGGAGCGUAGGCACCUAACCUUGGAUGCCUACCCCGAAGAAUUCCUCGCCAAGGAUCUCCGUGACUCUUUCGAGGUCAACGUGAUUGGUGUCAUCCAGACCGUCAACGCGUUUCUCCCGCUCAUCCGCAAGGGCACCAUGAAGAAAGUGCUCGCCCUGAGUUCCGCGCAGGGCGACCUCGACGCCGCGCUCAACGUCGGCAUUGCCAUCGCGGGGCCGUAUUCCGUCUCCAAGGCCGCGCUGAACAUGGUCGUAGUCAAGUACGCCGUGCGGUUCAGAGACGAGGGCAUCGUCUUCCUGUCGAUCAGCCCCGGACUGGUGAACACCCAGCAGGGCCCGCCGCCGCCAGCUGUGCAGGCAGAAAUGGUCGCGCUCAAGGAUCGCCUGGAGAAGUUCUACCCUGACUGGAACGGCAAGCCGCUGGAGCCAGAGGAGAGCGUGAGGAUGCAGCUGGAGGUCCUGGAGAAGGCUACGAUUGAGGAGAGCGGUGCCUUCGUGUCGCAGCACGGCAAUAAGUACUGGAUGUGAAGUCGUCCGCACGCAGAGGAUCGGAAGGCGUAGCUUGAGGCGUUAGUGUAUCGAUAUUGGGGGUAAAUGUGAUCCUUAGAAUGAUACUUGUUGUGUCCGAGGCCUUUUGAGAGGAUGUGACGCGUGCCCGAUCGCAAGCCUGUAGUGCCUAAGUUGUGACAAGCAUCUGCUUUCCCUGCGUCAUCGCCGCGCCCCCCGCCUGGCCUGGUCGUAUAUAGGCUGAGCCCAGCAAUGCUCUUCGUUCCGCGCAUAUACUCAGCCUUCGCUCCCCGCCUAUCCAUCCGCACCAUGACCGCGCUUGCAUCCCAGACGAAGAUCGACCUGCCGAACGACUCGUCCCUGCCGGGAGAGCACUUCGAGGUCCGCCAGACGGCCACCUCGUCCGACAUGCACCCCAACCCAGCCAACUCCAUCCCCCUGCCGCCCGCGCGCCAG
Rhodofomes roseus is the source of this 1353-nucleotide messenger RNA. RefSeq lists its product as uncharacterized. NCBI's taxonomy places the organism in Eukaryota, Fungi, Basidiomycota, Agaricomycetes, Polyporales, Fomitopsidaceae. The transcript has 8 exons. Gene Ontology annotation, molecular function: oxidoreductase activity, acting on the CH-OH group of donors, NAD or NADP as acceptor. Bases 118 to 918 code for a protein of 266 amino acids. The record is from RefSeq and is a predicted model, not a curated record.